Staurois parvus is the source of this 304-nucleotide messenger RNA. NCBI's taxonomy places the organism in Eukaryota, Metazoa, Chordata, Amphibia, Anura, Ranidae. The record is from the annotation of a GenBank genome assembly.
AUGCAGAAAACUUGCAUUCAGCAGUCGAUUUUAUCAGCAUUUCAAACGCAAAGUGGCAAAUCGCGUUUAUAAGCGUUUGCAUUUGAAAUUUUUUUUAACUCUUCCAGUUCCUGAUGCAGUCCAGAGCCUUUUUUCAUCAUGAAAAAUGCAUGCAAAGCGUUUUCAAGAUACUCAAAUGGACAAAACACUGAACACAGGAUGUUCCUACCAAGCUUGUCACACAACAAAAGAUAUGUUAAUGACCAGUCACACCUUAAACCUUCCCACCCUCGGAAACAAAAGAAAUGUUAAUGACCAACUCACA